AUGGUAUUAAGUAAUAAGAACAAGAUAAAAAUAAAUUUAAAGCAAACCCCAAAAUUCGAUGCUUCUAGAUCUAGGUCAAGACUGCCCCAUAUAUCCAGUGAAUCGCUUACACUGAACUCUCAAGGAAGCGAUCAGAAGGAUCAGAAUUAUAGGGAUAGAUCACAAGAAAGAUCGAUUGACAAAAUGCAAAAGUCGGAUUUGUAUAAAAAGGAUAAUACAUCAUUACAAGAUUUACCGUUGCUGAAUUCAUCAUUCAAUAAUAAAAUUAAACUUCCAGAACAUAAGCAGGAGCAAGAUAGCCGAGGACGUCAAAGAGAAAGGAACGAUGAAGAUCAUAUAAAUAUGGAAAGCCCGGUAGAGGCUCAAGAUGAUGAUAUGAUAAGUUUGAUGGGAUUCGGGGGAUUUGGAACUACAAAGGGUAAACAUGUCAAAGGUACGAAAGGAGGAAAUACCAAAAAAGAGGCCAAAUCAGAAUAUAGAACAUACAUGAAUAGAAGUAAGGGAUUUAAUAGGCCAUUGUCACCUACGAGGUGA
Debaryomyces hansenii CBS767 is the source of this 534-nucleotide messenger RNA. RefSeq names its product SNUT3/LISCH7 family protein. The transcript has a single exon. Gene Ontology annotation, biological process: RNA splicing. Lineage: Eukaryota; Fungi; Ascomycota; Pichiomycetes; Serinales; Debaryomycetaceae. The record is from RefSeq and is a predicted model, not a curated record. The coding region runs from base 1 to 534 and encodes 177 amino acids. Gene Ontology annotation, cellular component: precatalytic spliceosome.